CCAUAGUUAACGCUAUUUUCAAUGUAUUAUUAUGGCCGCCAUUACUUAAUCGAGACCAGUAUUAGAGUCCUUUAUUCUCUUAUUAUUAUACGUGCGAGAAAUUCCAUCGUCAUUGAGAAUAUCGAGACUCAUUAUUAUGGCCGUCAUUACAUUAUCGAGACUACUAUUAUUAGAGACCUUUAUUCUCUUAUUAUUAUGUGCAUGAGAAAUUUCGUUUGCAUUGAGAAUAUCGAGACUCAUUAUUAUACGGCUGGCACGCAUGUAUCGGAUUAUUUACAUAAUCGAGGUAUUGUUAUUUUUAAUGUAACUCAGUCAAUACGUCUACGUUAACUCAGCCAAAAUAUAGACGCUAACACAGCCGUAAUACGAAUUCAACUUAAGUGUUUGAUAAAAUAAUAAAGAACCUUUCGUAUUUCUUGAUUUGAUUGAGUAUUCGUCAUAAUUAAAGUGCAUCACGUGUGUGGAAAAAUACGGCUCAAACCUAAUAUCGAGGCAUUUAAUAGUUUAUUAAUUUAAAUUAUUCCUCUUUAUUUGAUUUUUUUUAAAAAAAUGAUUUUAUAUUACUAUCACUAUUGUUUUAACUUUGUCUUUCACACCAAUUUCUCUUUCAUUCAAAGAAAAUGUCUUCUUCAUCAUAUGUGUCUCGUAACACUUACUUUCACCGCCGGCAUGUGGAAAGAGGAACGCCAAAACAGUGUUGGUGUGGUGAACCCGCUGAAUUAUGUACAUCUGCAUCACGGGCUAAUCCAGGAAGACUGUACUAUUGCUGUCGCAAAGGAUAUAUUAAGAGACAUUUAUUCAAAUGGGCGGACGAGUGCUUGGUGGAAGAGGUAGAAGAUAUGAAAUCGGUGAUGAGUGACAUGACCAAAGGCAUAUCAGAUCUGAGAGGAGACGUUGGUCGGUUGGAGAAAGAACUCGGUAAAGCGGAAAAGAUGAAGUGUUUGAUGUUUCCAGUGGUGGUUUGUGGGUUUGGUAUGGCCAUAUUUUGGCACUAUUUCUUUGCGUAGUCAUGUGUUGUAAUCAUAAUUUAGACGCAAUGUUUUUAGUAACUCAGC
Brassica rapa (field mustard) is the source of this 1055-nucleotide messenger RNA. RefSeq lists its product as uncharacterized. Gene Ontology annotation, molecular function: zinc ion binding. The record is from RefSeq and is a predicted model, not a curated record. NCBI's taxonomy places the organism in Eukaryota, Viridiplantae, Streptophyta, Magnoliopsida, Brassicales, Brassicaceae.